Eremothecium cymbalariae DBVPG#7215 is the source of this 1398-nucleotide messenger RNA. RefSeq names its product U4/U6-U5 snRNP complex subunit PRP4 (gene PRP4). NCBI's taxonomy places the organism in Eukaryota, Fungi, Ascomycota, Saccharomycetes, Saccharomycetales, Saccharomycetaceae. The record is from RefSeq and is a predicted model, not a curated record. The transcript has a single exon. Bases 1 to 1398 code for a protein of 465 amino acids. Gene Ontology annotation, molecular function: U4 snRNA binding; protein binding; U6 snRNA binding. Gene Ontology annotation, biological process: mRNA splicing, via spliceosome. Gene Ontology annotation, cellular component: U4/U6 x U5 tri-snRNP complex.
AUGGUUGGAUUAGAUGAUAUAAAGGUUGAUCAUAAUCAUAAAAUAGGCAAUAAUGGUGAAACAGUUGCAGAUGCUUUGAAAAGACUUGAAUUUCAGAGACAACAGCGAAUGUUUUUACUGCCCACGCUUGAUGAGGAAGUACGGGCUGCGUUGAAUUGGUUGCACAAGCCAGAGGAACUGAAAAAUGAGGAUCAACUGUCCAGGCGUGAAAGACUGGCUGAACUUUUAUACUCUGACGAUGAAUUGCUUACUCGGUUCAAGGCAUCACCCUUUGGAUAUAAUGCAAAAGGUCAAUCGGAAACUUCUGAAGACCUCGGAGAAGGUAAAGCAGAAGAAGAGGAAUUCUACACACCAGCAAGCUGGCAGUUGAUAGAGUCCCGAAAAUCUAUUAUAAAAUAUUCAAUGGAAAAUGCCCACGCCAGGCUUCUGCGUCAAAGGCGUAUAGCUGAGAAUCUCUCCAUUAAGAAACUUCUGUCUGGUAGAAGAAAUCUCAAUAAGAAAUUGCGAACUUUAGAAUUAGCUGGAUCUCAGUUAGUAGCGGAAAAACCGGUUUCAGAAGUCUGUGUUUCUAAGGAUGAUGUUUACGUUGCCAGUGGGAACUGGGGUGGUCACAUCAAGGUUUUGAACAGCGAUACCCUGGAUAUAGUAAAAUCUUUUGAUAAUGUUCAUUCAGGUAAAGUUUGUGGGUUGGACUGGCAUCCUACAGCAAAUAGCCUUCUAUCAGGAGGUGCAGAUAAUCUUGUAAAAAUUACUAAUCUAGAUCAGGGAUCGUGUGCCGAAUUAAAGGACCAUGUCGGAAGAGUCUGUAAAGUGAAAUUUCAUCCUAGUGGAAAAUUUGCUGCCAGUGCCUCAUUCGAUAUGACAUGGAUCCUAUGGGAUUUAGAAAAGGCACUAGCUAUUCAAUUACAAGAGGGACAUUCUAGAGAAGUUUUCACGCUUGGAUUUCAAACGGACGGUUCAUUGCUAGCCAGUGGCGGCUUAGACUCCAUUGGUCUCAUCUGGGAUCUUAGAUCGGGAGAACCUAUAAUGAAUUUGGUUGGUCAUCAGAAGCCCAUUUAUGGCCUAGAUUGGUCGCCAAAUGGGUAUCAGGUCGCCACUGCAAGCGGAGAUGGUUCUAUAAAAAUCUGGGAUCUACGAAAACAGAGCAUUGUUAGUACUCUACUAGCCCACAGGAAUGUUGCCUUUGAUAUCAAAUUUGAUAAAGCAAACGGACACUUUUUGGUUUCAGGGGGCUAUGACCGAGAACUUAAGAUAUUUAAUGCUGAUAACUGGGAGUUGAUUAAAACUCUUGAAGGACACACAGAUAAGAUACUUUCUGUGGACUUAGUUAGCGACGGUUCAAAAUUCUUUAGCACUGGGUGGGAUCGAACUGUGAAACAAUGGACACUUAGUAGUUGA